Messenger RNA from Syngnathoides biaculeatus (alligator pipefish), 5671 nucleotides. RefSeq lists its product as uncharacterized. The coding region runs from base 2512 to 3741 and encodes 409 amino acids. The transcript is spliced from 2 exons. Lineage: Eukaryota; Metazoa; Chordata; Actinopteri; Syngnathiformes; Syngnathidae. The record is from RefSeq and is a predicted model, not a curated record.
UCUGACUUUUUUUCAGUGACUGUAUUGGAUUACAGUACUUUUUUUUUCUUAAAUACAUAACGGUGGUACGUGUAUUCUGUGACACCUAUUGACGCCUGUUCCAAGUUCCCCUCGGCAGUGUGCCCGCGUACCCCAGGUUGGAAAAGACUCCACGGUUUACUGUAUGUGGUACCUCAAAACCUGAUAAAGGGUCACAGUUUUUCCGUUGCAGCCCAUUGGAAGAUUUGAAAAUCUCAACGGCUUUUAUGCAUGGUGGUGGUAGUAAUAGCCUUUUGUGCAUUUCUUUGUCUUUACUAUUUUCAUCAAGAUUUUCCACUGUGUUGCCACCUCUGAGCCACCAUACAAUUUUAAAUGUCUACCAUAGGAUAAUAAUAAUUUUGCCUGAUAUCACCAUGAUCUACCAAAGUCUAGUUAGACAGGAUCCCGUGAUCCGAUCUGAACUGCUAUCGAAGAAAACAGUUUACAGGCAGACGUGCUCAAGUCACAUUUGACUGAAUUGAAGAAAGAGCUGAGCAACACGCCACGUCGCCCGCUAUAACCACCUCAUCACGCCGCUUGAAGAGUAUGAGAGAGGACGCGGCUAAUGCGCUUGCACCCAUUUUGUCUCCAAAUGAAAAGAGCCGGCCGCUCAGGGUCGAGGCGUGCGAAUGGCGGGGAGCGGCGCCCGCUGCGCCGGGAAGGGAAAUUCUCAGGGCGAUCGAUGGGGAGGAUUAGGGCGGGCUUUGGUGGGGGCUCUGGAUCUGAGCGGCGCUCUCUAUGGGGGGGCCCCACGGGAGGUUCAGAGUGGAAAGCGGGAGGGAAGAGAGGAGGAGGGCCAAGGGGGAAAGUGGAGAAAGGGCUAACCUGGUACUGUCAGGAGGCUGAGGAGGAGGUUGGCCUAGCUGGGAAGAGGAGAGCUGUCGGGGUUCCAUCGGGCCUCCUGCUAAAAACACACCACCGGGGGAGCCGUACAACAAAAACAUGGACACAUCAUGCUCGGAUUUGGCUUCCGACUUGGACAUCUUUGAGUUGUUCUCAGGCUAGAAUCACUAAAGCGGUCUUCACACUUAUCAACUUGGUCAAAUUUGAGCAUUUUUACUUUCUUCUGAUAAAAGUCAGGCAGGCCUAAAUGAUUAUUCAUUCAUUUUCCUAGCAGCUUAGCCUCACAAGGGUCGUAGGAGUGCUGGAACCCAUUCCAGCUGUCAUCAGGCAGGAGGCGGGGUACACCCUGAACUGGUUGCCAGACAAUCGCAGGAAUGUCGCUAUGUUGAUUAUUGCCGAGCCCACAGGAAGUACACCAACCAGUUUAGUCAUGUCACUUCCACAGAAGAGCUGUUGUCAAAUCCCAACGUGUGUGUGGUCAACACAAAGUCCAUUCAGACCACUGAGUCUAUGAUUGUGGCGCGAUAAGGAACCAGGGAGUGACCUGAAGCAUGUGCUGUUGCUGUACACAAAUAGUCGAGCAACUGGCUGUGUUGAGUGUCACAAGUCAUUCACAACAAUAAAAAGGAUUUCUUGUACUGGUCUACAUUAGUGACAGAAUUAUGCCGGGAGUCAUUGAUUUCCCGGUUAAAAGUGUUUAUGAUUUCCCAUGUUAGUAGUUUAAAUACUAAGCAUACCAUGAACUAUUACCCAAAACACUAUCAUUUAAAAACUUGUAUCACAACUUCUUCUUGUUUUCCUUUUGGCUUGUCCCGUUAGGGGUCGCCACAGCGUGUCAUCUUUUGCCAUCUUAGCCUAUCUCCUGCAUCUUCCUCUCUAACCCCAACUGCCCUCAUGUCUUCCCUCACCACAUCCAUAAACCUUCUCUUUGGUCUUCCACUCGCUCUUUUGCCUGGGAGCUCCAUCCUCAGCAUCCUUCUACCAAUAUACUCACUCUCUCGCCUCUGAACAUGUCCAAACCAUCGAAGUCUGCUCUCUCGAAUCUUGUCUCCAAAACAUCCAGCUUUGGCUGUCCCUCUAAUGAGCUCAUUUCUAAUCCUAUCCAACCUGCUCACUCCAAGCGAGAACCUCAACAUCUUCAUUUCUGCCACCUCCAGUUCUGCUUCCUGUUGUCUCUUCAGUGCCACCGUCUCUAAUCCAUACAUCAUGGCUGGCUUCACCACUGUUUUAUAAACUUUUCCCUUCAUCCUAGCAGAGACUCUUCUGUCACAUAACACACCAGAGACCUUCCGCCAGCUGUUCCACCCUGCUUGGACCAGUUUCUUCACUUUCUAACCACACUCACCAUUGCUCUGGAUUGUUGACCCUAAAUAUUUGAAGUCCUCCACCCUCGCUAUCUCUUCUCCCUGUAGCCUCACUCUUUCCCCUCCACCAUUCUCAUUCACGCACAUAUAUUCGGUUUUACUUUGGCUAAUCUUCAUUCCUCUCCUUUCCAGUGCGUGCCUCCAUCUUUCUAAUUGUUCCUCUACCCGCUCCCUGCUUUCACUGCAGAUCACAAUAUCAUCUGGGUGUCAUGAUCCUGCCGCUCCAGCAUGAGCUGUGCGGGUGUCCACGCAGGUGCACUGAUUGGAAGGUGCACACCUGCGCCUCAUGCAGCCUGAUUAUGCUGUGGAUUUAUAUGACCGCGAUGACAACUGGCCGGCGCCAUUUCGUUUGAUCUUCAUGUCUCGUUCGUGUGCUCCGGUAUCCCUGAUCGAACCUGUGUGUACCGACAUUCGCAUGUUCUCCGACCAACCUUGUAAGCCUGACUCCUUUGAUACUUCUGCCUGCGUUGAUUAUUCCCCUGUGUACCGACUCCUGCCUGUCCGCUCAUCUGCUCUCUUCGCCCGACGCCCCAACUACCGCUGCUCCACCGGACUGGCUGCUCGAUCCCCUACCUCUGCAUAUAAUAAACGUGUCUCCUUGAACUACCUUGCAUCUUCCGAGUCCUGCAUUUGGUCCUACUCGGGACGUGACAGAACUAACUGGCCAACACAGCACCCAGGUGGAAAGACCCGGCGUCGCCGGGACCGACGGAAAGUCGACCGUCUGCCAGAGGACCAAGCCUGUCCGAUCCGGGUAGGCUCCCUGAUGUCCUCCGCUUCCGUGUCUUACGCUCCACCAGCGAGGUAUGAAUACAUCCCGAACAUGACCCGUCCGGCUCCUCAUAUUCUUCUGGACUCUGACUUUUCGGAGUACGAGCAGGACCGUGAUUUGUAUGACCGGCUGCCGGAGUACGACUCCGAUUAUUCUGAUUAUGAAUCUGCUCGUCCGAUCUUUCAUCCCAGUCAGUUUGUUUCACCUCCCUGCGUUUCCAGCACCCAAACGUCUUCGCCCGGUAGGUUUAAGUACACUAAUCCAUAUGAGGGAACGCACUUGGCCAUCUACCCGGAACCUCCGCGUGGCGGCCAGAGGAGACGCCCCGGUCGGGCGCUCCCCGGUGACUUCCGCUGCGCGGCAACUAAGACAUCGUCCUCCCACUCCUCGCCGGCAACGGCAAAACUGGCAGACCCGCAGCUGGUGGCGAAGCUUCCAGCCCAGAGGGAGGAGGAGUCGCCAAAUCACGAGUCGUUGCGCCGCGAAAUGCCUCACCAAGCACACGUAGCUGUGGAAACUGACCCGCCUCCUCGCCAUUCCCACGUCGAGGUUUUGGCUGUUCCGAGCAGACUUCACGCAGCAGUUGGAACUGACCCGCUCCCGAGACACGCCCACGUGUCAAACCUGACCUGUCCACCCGGACGCCUUGUGUUUGGUGGCCUAGAUGGCCCCCAGACUGGGGUUCGGGGGGGGGGGGGGGUGCCCUCCUCCGGACACCCCUUCCGCCCACCCUGCCUGUGUUAAUUAUUGUCUGUUUUUUUCAUUUAGGCACGUCUGGGAGCAGUGCCUUUGAGGGGGUGGGGGUACUGUCAUGAUCCUGCCGCUCCAGCACAAGCUGUGCAGGUGUCCGCGCAGGUGCGCUGAUUGGAAGCCUGACUCCUUUGAUACUUCUGCCUGCGUUGAUUGUUCCCCUGUGUACCGACUCCUGCCUGUCCGCUCAUCUGCUCUCUUCGCCCGACGCCCCAACUACCGCUGCUGCACCGGACUGCCUGCUCGAUCCCCUACCUCUGCAUAUAAUAAACGUGUCUCCUUGAACUACCUUGCAUCUUCCGAGUCCUGCAUUUGGGUCCUACUCUCGUUCCGAUGGGACGAGACACUGGGAAAAUCAUGGUCCAAGGGGAUUCCAGUCUAGCCUCAUCUGUCAGCCUACACAUUACUACCACAAACAGGAAGGGGCUCAGCGCGGAUCCCUGAUGCAGACCCAUCUCCACCUUAAAUUCUUCUGACAAUCCUACGGCACAUCUCACCGCUGUCCUCAUACAUGUCCUGUACUACUCCAACAUAUUUCUCCGCCACACCAGACUUGCGCAUGCAGUACCACUGUUCCUCUCUUGGUACUCUAUCAUUGUCUUUCUCUAGAUCCACAUAGACACAAUGUAGCUCCUUCUGACAUUCUCUGUACUUUUCAAUUAGCAUUUUCAAAGCAAAUAAUGCAUCUGGUACUCUUUCUAGGUAUGAAACCAUACUGUUGCUCGCAGAUACAUACUUCUGUCCUGAGUCUAGCCUCCACUACUCUUUCCCAUAACUUCAUUGUGUGGGUCAUCAACUUUAUUCCUCUAUAGUUCCCACAGCUCUAAACAUCCCCUUUGUUCUUAAAAAUGGGAACUAGCACACUUUUCCUCCAUUCUUCAGGUAUCUUCUCACCCACUAGUAUUCUCUUGAAUAAGUUGGUCAAAAACUCCACAGCCACCUUUCCAAAUUGCUUCCCUACCUCCACCGGUAUGUCAUCAGAACUAACUGCCUUAUGAGGUGGAGGUAAAAACUCCUGUCACAACAUUACGCAAAAAAAAUAAAUAGAUUACAGAUAAUUUGAUUUUGAAAAAAAAAAUGCACUGGUACAUGCACAUGUGGCAAAGCACAACAACCCAGGCUAAACUUAGCUCCUUCCUCACAUACAAAGCUUGUCUCUCAAUCAAGAUGUGUCACUUUAGCCGACUAGCUUGGAAGAAUUACUGUACUACUUUUCUUUUUAGACGGGCCUUGGUGUUUGUGACGUUUUAGAAAGAGCACAAAAAAUUCGAUGGACUUGAUGAAUUUGUGAAAUUUGUGGGGAAUAAAUUUAAUUUCUUUUUUUUGUACUUUUGUGUAGUCUGGAUGCCCUGUGAUGCCUUUCGCACGUCGGUUUUGGUAUUACAACAUCCAUCUGGUUUGGGGGAGAAGUCUCACCUUUCUCUGUGAAGAUAUCGUGUGUGUGUGUGUGUGUGUGUGUGUGUGUGUGUGUGUGUGUGUGGUGUGUGUUGGUCAGCACACACCCGAGGAUGAGUGAUUUUCAGAUUUUUUUUUGGAGUUGAAUUUGACUUGAUCAAUUGAUGAUCAAUGAUACUUGUAUCAGCACAGUACAGCAGUCCUUAACGUUUUUUUUUUUUAUACUUGGACAGGUUUCACAUUGAGGCAUUUGAACAGACCAGCAGAGAAACAAAAGUAAAAAAAUUAUAAAAUAAUGCUCACCAUUGUGCAGAAUGUAGUUGUAAUUAGUGGGAGGGGUACAUGCUUUUGCUUCAACAAUCAAUCUUUAUAUUUCCCACGUGCUGAUAUUUUUUAUGGGGGUAAACUUGCAGAUUUUGAAAGUGACUCCUCUACGCAUCUCAUUUUUGGUACAUUCCCAACACGCUAUUAACGUAUGCCAUAAUGCGACAAGUGUUAGGAUGCAGUAUUGGACUGAACAUUUUGGUGA